GUCCCCGUGUCCCCUCCCCGUGUCCCCUCCCCGUUCCUGUCCCGUUAAAGGCGCUCCCGCUCCGCUCUGUCGCCGAUGUCGCCGCGAUGUCGCCGCUCGCCGACCCCGAGAACCCCGCGGGGACCCCGCGGCCCUGCCGGUGCCUCUGCCCGGACCGGGACCGGGACCGGGACCCGAACCGGGACCGGGACCCGAACUGGGACCGGGACCAGGACCGGGACAAGAACCGGGACCAGAACGGGCACCAGAACCAGAACUGGGACCGGGACCGGGACCAGAACGGGCACCAGAACCAGAACUGGGACCGGAACCGGGACCAGAACGGGCACCAGGACCGGGACGUGAACCCGGACCAGAGCGGGUACCGGAACUGGGACCAGAACCGGGACAUGAACAGGGACCCCCACCAGAACUGGGACCAGAAUCGGGACCGGAACUGGGACCAGAACCCGCACCAGACCCGGGACAUGAACCGGGACCCCCACCAGAACUGGGACCAGCACCGGGACCGGAACUGGGACCAGCACCGGGACAUGAACUGGGACAUAAACCGGGACCAGAACCAGGAAAAGAACCGGGACCAGAACUGGAACCGGGACCAGAAGCGGGACUUGGAGCGGAACUGGGACGGUCCCGACGGUCCCCAGCACCGGGACCAGAACCGGGACUUGGAGCGGAACCGGGACCAGAACCGGGAGCAGCACCGGGACCAGAACCGGGACUUGGAGCGGAACCGGGACCAUGCCCAGCACCGGGACCAGAACCAGGACUUGGAGCAGAACCGGGACUCGGACCGGUGCCGGUGCCGGUGCCGGUGCCGGAGGCGCCGCCUGCUCGCGGCUCUCGCCGCCCUGGCCGCGCUGGCCGCGCUCGGAGCCGCCGCUGCGGCCGCGCUGGGCGCGCUCCGGGGGCAGCCCCCGCUGAAGGCCGCCACCGCCGCCCACGUCCUGUUCAGUGCCAGCUCGCCAUCCCCGUCGCUGUCCCUGCGCUACGAGCCCGGCGUCCAGGGCGUUUUCCUGAGCGGUGACAUCCAGCUGGACACCCCGAGGACGCUGCGGGUGACAUCCGCUGGCCUCUACCUCCUCUACGGCCAGCUGGGUGUCACCUGCACGGCGGCCACCUGUCCCCAAGGCGCUGUCACCCUGCGGCUGCGCCGCGCCGCGUCCCCGAGGCCGCUGCUGGCCGUGCCACUGUCCCUGCCCGCUGCCACCGGCGGCCACCAGCAGCGCUCGGCGCUGGCCCAGGCCGUGGCACAGCUGUGGCCUGGGGACACGCUGAGCCUCCAGCUGGUUGGGGACACGGCUGGGGACACGGCUGGGGACACGGGCGGGUGGCAGCUGGAGCAGGAGGAGCGCGAGGGAAACUUCGUGGGGCUGCUGCGGAUCGCGGUGGCGUGACCGGUGGUGGCACCGGGUGGUGGCACCGGGUGGUGGCACCGGGGUGAGGAGGGGCUGGCCGGCCUGGUCACCUGCCGGGGUGGGGCUUGGGGACAUCAGGGUGUCCCGAGUGUGGAGGUUUGGGGACGUUGUCGAGGGACAUCGGUGACGUCCAGACCUGGAGGUUUGAGGAGAAGGGACACCGGUGACCUCCAAACCCAGAGAUUUGGGGACAAGGGACAUCGGUGACCUCCAAACCCGAAGGUUUGGGGACAAGGGACAUCGGUGACGUCCGUGGUUGGAGAUCUGGGGACAAGACCACAACACCCAGAGAUCUGGGGACAAGGGACAUCGGUGACAUCCAAACCCAGAGAUCUGGGGACAAGGGACAUCAGUGACAUCCGUGGUUGGAGAUCUGGGGACGAGGGACAUUGGUGACCUCCAAAC
Messenger RNA from Passer montanus (Eurasian tree sparrow), 1823 nucleotides. RefSeq names its product aspartate and glycine-rich protein-like. The record is from RefSeq and is a predicted model, not a curated record. Gene Ontology annotation, biological process: immune response. NCBI's taxonomy places the organism in Eukaryota, Metazoa, Chordata, Aves, Passeriformes, Passeridae. Bases 87 to 1397 code for a protein of 436 amino acids. Gene Ontology annotation, molecular function: tumor necrosis factor receptor binding. The transcript has 3 exons. Gene Ontology annotation, cellular component: membrane.